Molecule: messenger RNA, 3679 nt
Organism: Strigops habroptila (Kakapo)
Lineage: Eukaryota; Metazoa; Chordata; Aves; Psittaciformes; Psittacidae
Gene: CRACDL
Product: CRACD like
Exons: 12
Coding region: 309-3281 (990 amino acids)
Source: RefSeq, a predicted model, not a curated record
ACUGGUGCUUUCUCCUCUGACUGAGUCCUCCGGGGCGUUAGAUACAGGGAUCACUUGGUGAAGGGAUCGGGGCAGUGCUAAUAACUCACUCUUCGGGAAGGCAGAGCGUGGCUGAUGAGACAUAGGGUGCACUAUCCACAUCAAACCGAAUCAAAACUUUCCGACUCCUCUGUGCAAACUUGAAAGUGCCUGUGCUGUUUGUGCUACCGCUUAAAUGUCUGGAGAGGUGACAGAUCCCUUUUGAAACACCAGCAGCCUUUUGUGUUACGUUGAAUCUAACAAACAGGAGCGUACACAGUGACUGUCACAUGAGUUCCCCAAGGAUAAUGGACCCUAAGAUGCGAGAGACUGAAGGAGAUGGAGAGGACAAUUCAGGAAAGAAGAAAUCAAAGUUCAAGUCUUUCAAAAAGUUUUUUGGUAAGAAGAAAAGGAAAGAGUCAUCUUCUGGGAGCAGCACUCUGAAGUUGUUCCAGUCAACAAGUGAUGUUGCAGCCUCUCAUAACAUGCACGUUAAUUAUGAUUCUGAAGAUGAACUUGAGACACAUAAAGGCGUUAUGGGGAGCAGAGCUUUGUCACAUGAUAGCAUUUUCAUCCCUGAGACUGGUCAAGAGCCUGCAAGGCCAGUAAGAGUGUUCUCUCAAGAAAACAUUUCUGAUCGGAUUAGAGCUUUACAGCUGAAACUUCAGCCUACCAUGAAAUUGGGACCUCCACCUCCAUUCAGACUUCAUGCCAAGCGAACAGAGGAUGCUGGGACCAGUUCUGAAGAUGAUGGAUUACCCAGAAGCCCUCCAGAAAUGUCUUUGCUUCAUGAAAACCUAAAUUCAGGCAUUAGAACACGAUUCUCUGACUUUCACAAGCACCUUAGCUCUUUGAGUUUAGCUGGAACAGGCAGUGAAGAAGAAGAACAGGUUACAUUGAGUCCUUCUUCUAGAUCUCAUUCUACAGAUGGUCAGCCGUUCCCUAGGCACAGAAGUGCCAAAACUGGAGCUGCGCGGAUAUCUGACAGUACCACCUUGCCUACAGCCAAUUUUGACACUCCACCUGAGCUUUCCUCUUGCUUGGAUAAUUCUGCUGCUAGACAUAAGCUCUUAAUAAAACCUCGGAACCAGAGAUCCAGUAAAAUGAGAAAAGUUUCUCAGAGGACCCAGUCUGAAUCCCUGACUGAUUUGAGCUGUACCCCAGAAGAAGAAGAAGAGGAUGAUGAACAGACAGACUUGUCAGAUGCUGUAUUCAAACCAAGCAAUCAAGAACUGCCAUGUGGCACAGCUGCAGCGCAGGAUGUGGCUUCCUGGCCAAAGCCCAGAAUGCCUGAGGACCUUCCCCCUGCUUUGAGACCAGUGAUGACUCAGCCUGCUUCUGGGUCUGCUGUUGUACAGGAAGCCCUGCUACCAGAGCAUAAGCCGGAGGGCUGCCAACCAACACUGGAAACAACGUGUGUGAAGUCUGAGUCCUCACUGCUGUUAGAACGCAAAGACUAUGCAACUUCUUCCUACUCCAGUCCAGACAGAGAUAUACAAAAGCAAGGAGAUUCCUCAGAAACACUGGUUUUGUUGUCUGGGGAUGUGAACGAUGUGUCAAUCAAUAUUUUAAAUCAAGAAAAUAAGGAGCUUCCUACUGUGUUUUCAGUAAAUAAAAUACCGUCUGAAGAAGAUGUUUCAAUCAGUAAGAACAGUAUUCUUUGCUUAGAAGGGUCAGAAGAAAAUACCCAGAAGGAUGAUCAGGUAGCUGGGGAAAUGCCCUGUAAUAAAGAGGCAAAGAUAGAGGUUGCUCUAUUGUCAGAGUCUAGCAAGCAGUUUUCUACAGGUUCUUUCCAGCCCACAGACUCACUCCAUGUUUCACAUCCUGCUUCCUCAACGCGGAUGGGAUCAUCUGCUUCCUGCUCUCUAGAGAAAACAAAGACUGCACGAGAGGUAGCUGGUAAGGAGAACAGUCAGUCACUGGUCCACAAGGAGGAACUUUUGGGCAAGAAAGCUGAAAAAGCAGCCAAUGAACUCAAUGCCUUGAGAAAGUUUUCUGUUUCCUCUGCACGGGAGAGACCAGGGACCAGAACCCUGCACUUCCCAGAAAGAUCAGAGUUGGAAAGCCCAUUAAAUACUGGAUUCUUCCUGUCCAAAUUGAAGGUCUUGAGAAAUGAGAGGAAGAAUGAAGACUUGCAGAAGGGAUCAGAUCUGGAGGGUGAAAAAAGAAGCAACAAAAAGCAGCCUUUGCUGCCAGAGUCUGACUCUGAGAACUCAGGCCAACCUACAGAAAUCUUGGCUGGCUGCAUUUCUCCAGCUGUCGAUACGGUGCCGGUGCCAAGCGAUUCGACGGCAGUAUCUCAGAAUCAGCCAAGCUCUGAAGAUAAAAAUCCUUUUCAAGUGAAACUUAGAUGCACAUCACUGUCCUUGAAAUAUAGAGACAACUCGUCACCAGAAUCAAAGGGGAUUAAAAGACACAGUGCAGAGUUUAAUUUAGAAAAUGAGGGAUUGACUUCCUUUCUGAAAGGUGAUAAGGCACAGAUCAGAAAACCAGCUGAUACAAAUAUUGGCGAUUCUUUAAAUGAAAAGAUCAAACCCAAAGCAAAGUCCUCUGAACAGCUUAGUAAUAAACCUCCGUUGCCUAAAAAGCCGGCCUUGCAAAACGUAAACGUUCCAAAUACUACUGCAAACAAGGAGAAGCAGGACAAAGCUAUUCACUCUCCUGAAUCCAGAAAUGAACAUAGAGACUUGGAGAAAAAGUCAAAUCCUUGUAAAGUGCUUGAUGUACGGCAAGAGGAACCACUCUUUGCAGUCCCUGCAGGCAUAAGAUAUUCAUUUGCAGAGAGAAGCAUGCCUUCCCCUGUGGCUGCUGGAGACUCUGGAAGAGAUCCCGGCACUCCCACAGAGCCAGCCUGGAUUUCCAUAGCAAGGCAAAAGCAAAGGGGCAUGCAGCAGGAGCAGGAACCCGACAGAGAAAAACUGGUGGCUGUGGAUAUGAAGUCAGAUACAGAGAAACAGAAUAAAGAGAAGGAACGAACAGAGGGGUCAGUGAAGCAGCAAUGGAGCAAACCUUCACACCUGGCACCUAAAACCACUUCUGAAGAACAGAGGAAAGAGACAAAGCCCGAAGUGAAGGAGCCCCUGCUGAGAACCAGUUCACUGUCACAUUAUGUCACUGUAGCUCCAUCACCAGCACCGUUGGAUAAAGAGGAAAUAAGCCCCUUGAAGAAAGCCAGUAAUGCUGCUCCGGAUCAGCCAUCAUGGAUGGAACUGGCCAAAAAGAAAUCACAAGCUUGGAGUGACAUGCCACAGAUUAUAAAGUAGAACGAUGCAAGCAAAUAGCAUCUUUCAGAAUUAAGUCAGCUACUUAACUGAACUUCAACAGACCAGCUAAUCACAGUGGAGAGUCUUUUGAUACAUGAGAAGGGUUUUAUUGUACAGCUGUGGAGAAAGUGUGCAAUAGGUGCAGUCAAAAAGUUUACCCUCAACUUUGUAGCAAUCAGGAUUGCAAUGGCAAUGGAUUACUUAAAUUAUGCUAAGGACAUACUCACACUUUGGAAAAUAAAACUUUUGCCUCACGUAUUUCCUGCAUUUUCUGCCGUUAAUGGUGUUUGCAGCAAACUAGGAUCUUUGCUAACCUUCUCUGAAUUUCUGUUAUUGGAAACUUCUAUUUGUUACGGUUUUCUCUGUUUACAUUUAUAAAGUGUGCACUAACAUCCUGA